This is a messenger RNA of Eleginops maclovinus (Patagonian blennie), 1817 nucleotides long. RefSeq names its product myozenin 2b (gene myoz2b). Gene Ontology annotation, molecular function: FATZ binding; actin binding; telethonin binding. Lineage: Eukaryota; Metazoa; Chordata; Actinopteri; Perciformes; Eleginopidae. Bases 722 to 1453 code for a protein of 243 amino acids. The record is from RefSeq and is a predicted model, not a curated record. Gene Ontology annotation, cellular component: actin cytoskeleton; Z disc. The transcript is spliced from 6 exons.
UUGCAAUGUUUCUUAGCUAAGAUCAGGAACUUCUAUGUAAAGUCUGGCGUAUGACAACAGGUUUUGCUGCCAGGGUAAUGUCCUUGAUGCUGCUGUAUAAACAUCUUUAUGACCACCAUUUCGGGGGUUGAGAGCCCACUCCCCCUCUAAUCUCCGCCUCACUUGUCUGUAUAUCAUUAUCCAAAGUCAGUGAUCACACAUAAUAGCUGUAACAAAACUCAGUUUAAAGCGAGGCCACCACACCUAGCAGCUGUGCCCUGCAAUAAGGACCUCACAAUUUGGAGGUUACAAUCCCUGGGAGGUUAUUUUCACCGACGGAGACACAAUAACUUUGAAGAUUCAACACAAGGAAGGAAAUGGGCCUCUUGAGCGGAGUCCUCGCCUUAGAGUACAUCAGUGGGCAUGUGUUGUCCAUCGUCUCCCCUCUCUCUCUUUCUCUCCCUCUGGUAGCUAUCCUUGCCCCAUGGUGUUAGAGAGUGGUUUUGAGUGUUUGGCAGGUUAAAUUUAGCCUAUUGAUGUAAGCUGCAUUCCAUUCACAACAGACACAGGGACACACUCACAGUUUGGCUUUAGUGUCCGGGAGUGUGAAGAUCAGGGAAGAUCAAACUACCUCCUGGAGGUUGACCCCUGAGCUCCGUGUCUCCCCUUCAAGGAUACAGGUGGCACACUAGGGAUACCAGCACAGCACUACUGCGUUCUGCCAACCUUGCCAAACGCCAAAAUGUCACAAUUCUGUACAAUGCCAACUGGGGAGAGGAAGAAGCGCGCAGCAGCUAUUUGCCGAGAGGUCCAUGGCACCAAUGGUGACGUUAUGGAUCUGGGAAAGAAGCUCAGCACCCCUAAAGACAUUAUGUUGGAGGAGUUGUCAUUGCUUUCCAACAGAGGGUCCCGUCUUUUCAAAAUGCGCCAGAGGAGAUCUGAAAAAUACACAUUUGAAAGUAUCCAAAAUGAGGCAAACACACUGCUGAAUAAUGAUAUUUUAGCUCUGAAUGCAAACACUGUGGAAAUUAAAGUGGAUGCACCAACUGAUGGCACUGGUGCUACACCAGAAAUCACUAUUUCAGACAUGUCUGCAGAGAAUUCAAGUGCCACAGCUAUGCAUAAGUCCUACCACUCCCCAUGGGACCAGGCAAUCCUCAUGGACCCCAGCCUCGCCGAAACUAUUAAACUGGAAAUGUCAGCACCAGAUCCAAAACAAGACCUUCCUGAGUUCAAAAGCUUUAACCGGGUCGCCACUCCUUUUGGAGGCUUCGACAAAGCUCCCAGAGGAAUCACAUUCAAGCUCCCAGAGUUGGACCUGAACCCGCCCAAGUACCCAGAGCUGCAGGAGCCCGGGGUGAAGAGACCCACCUUCAACCGGACGGCCUUGGGGUGGAUAUCUGAGGGCACCCAUCUGAUCCUCCCAACUGUCACACUGGAGCCCAUCCCAGUCCCCGAAUCGGAUGACCUGUAGUGGUGUUUCUGUUGGUAACCUGGCAACAGGAUGUGGCUGUAGUAUAUUGGCCAUGCUGUAACGACGGCAAAAUGUUAUUUUAGUAGCACUGUCACAAUUCCCUAUCAAUGUGUUGGAUUUUUUUCCCCAAUAGACACGAUGUUUCAUGCAUUUGUUGACUUGUGUGUUUGGUGUGCACUUAAACUGUAUUUAAAGUAAAUCAUGUAAAUAGCUAAAUGAACGGGCUAUACAUAACUCAAGGUGUUUAAGGGUUUCCACUCAUAGUGAAAGCAAAACUGUAAAUGUUAAAAAUGUAACGAUGACCUGUUGAAUAUGUAAUGUAAAUAAAGAAUGUACCUUAUUUAUUGAUGGUACACAACUGGAA